UUACACCAACAUCUAGACCAGGGGAGUGAGCUGUCUGGAGUGUCGCUAGUGUAUCGCAGGGGAGUGAUCUGUCAGGAGUGGCGCUUGUGCAGUUAACUAACAGGUUUCCACGCUUGUGAAGGUCCGACAGCGGCGGCGUGUGCUGCACGUCUUUCAUUAAAAGCUGUGAAUAGCGCUUGUGGCGUUUCGGAUGCACACGCCCGGUGGUCUGCACUAACCCGGUCUGUCGGUACCGCUGCUCGGUAUGCGUACGUGAGCGCGAGCUGCUGGCCGAUCUCCGCUCGCGCUCCGUCUUCGCCCAAGGACUCGUCGUCUGCCCCGGGGAAGAAUGGGGAAGCGGUGGCUCUGCUGUCUAUGUCUGACCCUAGCCGUGUGCUUUUUCCAGCGCGGAUGCUCUUUUAAUCUCGAUAUCGACAAGCCCUCCGUUUUCUCUGGACCUCGGGGAAGCUAUUUUGGGUUUUCUGUAGAUUUCUUCAGCCCCAGCGACAGGCAUUUGAACGUCCUCGUAGGCGCGCCCAAAGCAAAUACCUCGGCGCCCUCGUCGGUUACGGAGAGAGGAGCAGUGUACAGCUGUCCCUGGCAAACGAGCGGCUCCUGCACAGAGAUUCAGUUUGACAGCACCGAUGACCGAUUUGAGAAUGGGGUACAGAUGGAGUUUAAGUCCAGUCAGUGGUUUGGAGCCACAGUUCGGUCCGAUGGGGAACACAUCCUGGCGUGCGCCCCUCUGUACCAGUGGAGCACAUACGGUCUUAAGGAGCGUGAGCCUGUUGGAACCUGCUAUCUGAAGAAAGGCUCCACUGUGGUGGAGUACUCCCCGUGUCGCUCAGCUUCUGCGACGCCUGAGGGGCAGGGAUUUUGCCAGGCAGGCUUCAGUGCUGAUAUUGUAAAGAGUAAGCGGGUUGUGGUCGGAGGACCUGGCAGUUUCUACUGGCAAGGUCAGCUGAUCUCAGAUGACAUUUCUGAGGUCAUCAGCAGGUACAAUAAGAAAUUCCUGACACCUUACAACUCCCAGAUUGCCACCAAGUCAGCCAGUGCCCAGUAUGAUGACAGCUACCUGGGAUACUCUGUGACUGUCGGAGACUUUAAUGAUGACGGUGUGGAUGAUUAUGCCACUGGGGUGCCCAGGGGGGAGAAAGCGAUGGGCUACGUGAACGUACUGAACGGGAAAACCAUGGAGUCUGUGGUGAACUUCACGGGCGUGCAGAUGGCUGCCUAUUUUGGGAAUGCUGUUGUAGCGACUGACAUCAAUAAUGACAAGCUGGUGGACCUGUUUGUGGGGGCCCCCCUCUUCAUGGAACGUGGUUCUGAUGGGAAGCUGCGAGAGGUGGGCCAAGUGUACGUGUACCUGGGUCGGGGUGGGUUUUCUUUCCUUGCGCCACUCAAGCUGACGGGCUCGGAGAUCUACGCCCGCUAUGGGAGCUCCAUCGCCAGCCUGGGGGACCUGGACCUGGACGGCUUCAACGAUGUGGCCAUUGCAGCGCCGUAUGGAGGCUCCGCCCACCAAGGUGUGGUCUACAUACAUAAUGGGCGUGUCACAGGACCUGACCUUCAGGCAUCCCAGGUGCUGGAGGGGAAGUGGGCGUCGGCCUCCAUGCCGGCCAGCUUUGGAUACUCUAUGCAUGGAGCCACGGAUAUAGAUCAGAACGGCUACCCUGAUCUGGUGGUGGGGGUGUUUGGCGCUGACACAGCAGUUCUCUACAGGGCUCGUCCAGUCAUCAGUGUGAACUCCACACUGGACAUCAGUCCACAGAUCCUGAGUCCAGAUGACAAAAGCUGUCAGCAUCCGCACAGUGGGGCCAUGGUGUCCUGUUUCAUGGUCAAGUACUGUCUGAAAGCCAGCAGUGUAGGAUCACCGGCCAUGCUCAACUUCCAGGUGGACCUCACCCUGGACCGGCUGAAGCAGAAGGGAGCUGUGAAGCGCGUUCUGUUUCUCCACAGCGGUCUCGCGCAGUACACCAAGCAGAUGCACGUGUCUAACAACAGAAGCCCCUCGUGCGAGGAGCUGAAGGCCUAUCUCAUCGAUGACUCGGAGUUCCGGGAUAAGAUCACUCCCAUCUCCGUGUUCAUGGAGUACACCCUGGACUACGCUGCUGCAGCUGAUAAAACUGGCCUGCAGCCUGUCCUGGACCAGUCCACCCCAGCUAAUGUCACCAAGCAGGCUCACAUUCUCCUGGACUGUGGCGAUGACAAUAUCUGUAAGCCAGACUUAAAACUGGCUGUGGUCAGUGACCAGAAGCAGAUUUACAUUGGUGACGACAACCCCCUGACCCUGGAGGUCAUGGCGGAGAACGGGGGUGAAGGGGCGUAUGAGGCCGAGCUCCACGUGUUCAUGCCCCCCCAGGCCGACUUCAUCGGGGUGGUAAGGAACAGUGAGUCGCUGUCCAGGCUGUCCUGCGCUUAUAAGAAGGAGAAUCUCACCAGAGUGGUGUGUGAUCUAGGAAACCCUAUGAAAGGAGGAACCAAGGUCAUGGCUGGACUGCGCUUCAGUGUACACCAGCUGUCAGACCAGGACACCUCAGUCACGUUCGACCUGCGCAUUCAGAGCUCCAACCAGUACAACAACACCAGCAACCUGGUGCCCAUUGUUAUAAAGCUUGCUGUUCUCGCCCGAGUGGAAAUCCGAGGUGUCUCCGCUCCUGAGCAGGUGUUCCUCCCCAUUGCUAACUGGCAAGCCAAAAAGCAUCCGGUUCUGGAGGACGACAUCGGGCCUCUUGUCCAGCACAUCUACGAGCUGCGGAAUAAAGGCCCCAGCGCGUUCAGUAAGGCCAUGCUGGACGUGGAGUGGCCGUAUCGCAUCCACAAUGGCUCCCUGCUCUACGUCACCAAGUACGAGGUGGACGGACCCAUGAACUGUAGCACUGACGUGGAGAUCAAUCCUCUGAACGUCUCGAACCCCAUGAAUUUGGAUAAGAACAUGAGCGUCUCCGGGAGCGAUCGCUCGGAAGGUCGGAACAGGAACCACGUUUACCGCCGAGAUCUGCAGGCUCAGCGUGAGGAGGGAGACCUGCUCACCCUGGACUGUGAGAAGGCUCAGUGUCUGCAGAUCAAGUGUCAGGUGGGCCGUUUGGAGAGGGGUCAGAGUGCCAUUCUCUUCAUCUACUCCAGACUGGCGGUGGCCAACUUCCUGCAGGCUGAGCGUCAGAACAGGUCCUACGUUGUGAUGUCAUCGGCGUCAUUCAGUGUGAUCGAGAUGCCAUAUAAAAACCUGGAGUUUGAGCUCCCGUCAAACCGCACGAGUGCGAGUCUGAACGUGGUGUGGGUAAACUCGGAGCUGACCCAGCCUGCUCCCGUCUGGGUGGUGGCCGUGGCUGUGCUGGCUGGACUGCUGCUCCUUGCACUUCUCAUCUUCAUCAUGUAUAAGCUGGGCUUCUUCAACCGCGUCAGGCCUCCACAGGAGGAUGGCACGGAGAAGGAGCAGCUCCAGCCACAGGAGAACGGAGACCGCAACACCGAAGCCUGAGCCCUUCCUCACCACCAUCCUCAUCCUCAUCCUCACCCUCCCUGGACGCUAAGACUGCAGCGAACCCCAUUCCCAAAGCUGCAGCAGCCCUUAGGGGGCGCUCAAGUGCACAAACAGUCCACUCAGUCCACCGAAUCCACUCAGUCUUAACACACAGACGCACGUGUAGUGUCUUUAAAAGGGCGGGUGGGUAUGACCCUUACUGGGGUGGUUUGGUCAUGUGCUGUAAUGUUGAUCAGUGGCACUGUGUCUGUAAGGCUGAUGUGUGGAUUACUGAGGCAGGCACUAUUUCAUGUGAGCUCCACCAGGGGGUGGGCUCUCUCUCUCUCUCUCUCUCUCUCUCUCUCUCUCUCGCACUGACUUCAUGUGUUUGAGUUCCGUCUGGUAUUGGAGUUUAGAUUUAGUGAGCCAUGGACAAAUAAUCACAAAGAUACAGAAAAAAACAUUUGCCUUAAAUCUUCAAUGAAAUGACUUCACAAAUUAUUUGAAAUACGUUUUGUACAUUUUUUCAAAGUGUUUUUUUUGGGGGGUUAUUUUUCCUUCUUUUGCCCUAGGGAUAUUCUAUUUCGCGAGUUAUUUGCAGUGUAUUGCUUAGUGGAUUAAGAGAACUCUGUCCUCUGCUGGACUCUGUCUCCGUAACAUAAAGGCCGUGUCUGUGUCGUUCCUGAUCUUCUCCUUAAUUCCUUUAGAAAACAGGCUUGCCGGGGACUUUUGGUUUUAGUUCUUUUCCAUUAAGCUUCAUCACUUUCUCCCUUUUAACGGAGAGUUUAAUAAUGUCUUUCCCUCUACAGUUAUCACUCCGAUCUCUGAUGGAAUUUAUGUUGAUAAGAAAAAAUGCUUUGCAAUGCACUGUUGCCUCACGCACGCUCCUCGUGCACUCUCCAUGUUGAAGGUGAAACACGACUGUUUUGUUGUUCAAACUCCAUAUUUUUAAAUCCAUCAUUCAGUAUAAACAUCUUAACUUGUAUUACCAAACAUUCAGUAUUUAAUAUUUCAGAGUGUCAUGAAAAGGCAAAUUUAGUGAGUGCUCAUUAAUAAUUUACUUCUAAAGAAGCCUGAUUGCACUGUCAUUGGGUUCUUCAAGCUGAACAGUAGCUGUACUGCAAAUAACUUAGAAAAAAAAUUAACUUCAACAAAUAUUCAUUGAUAUUUCAGUAUAAUUGAUUGAGCACCUAGAAAACAAUACAAGAACUUUAGAAAACAACUGCAGGAAGUGACACCCGUAUGCACGCUGGAACAUUUAUGGAAUUUAGCACUCUUAUCCAGAGAGACUUACAAAAGAACUCCAUCAUUUAUGCUGAUACUCCUACAGGUAGACAGCGCACGCACACACACACACACACACACACACACACACACACACACACACACACACACACACACACACACACACACACACGCCCCUACUCUAGCAAAGACUCAGUCAGGAAAAAGUUAGUUUGAGAUUUAAAUAUCAUUUGACAUUUUAAAAACCUUCUGAUGUACCCGAUUUACGCUUGGCCUCAUCACCUUGUUUCCCGUCACUGUUAAUAGUAGACCAGGUUUUUUUGUUUGUUUGUUUUUUUAAAGAUUUAUCUACAAUUUCUUAGCAAAAAUACUGUAACCAAGUCAUACUCUGGCACAAGAACAGUCCCCUGGUCAUCAAUCAACGUAGAACAAAAAGGAACAAAGUCUGAUGUUUUGGAAGAACUCUGAAAGCAGGAGCAGUCAUUUCCCACAGUCUGGAGUGGCUGGAUUAGGCUGUUUGCAGUUAAUCAUUAUGGACAGAUUUUAGCACUAAUUUGACAUCAGGUUUCAGGUUGUACGUGUUGACUUUAAUGCUUCCAUAAUUCAAAUAAAUGACUGAUUUUCUGUA
Molecule: messenger RNA, 5315 nt
Organism: Electrophorus electricus (electric eel)
Lineage: Eukaryota; Metazoa; Chordata; Actinopteri; Gymnotiformes; Gymnotidae
Gene: itgav
Product: integrin, alpha V
Biological process (GO): angiogenesis; cell-cell adhesion; cell adhesion mediated by integrin
Cellular component (GO): external side of plasma membrane; integrin complex
Molecular function (GO): integrin binding
Source: RefSeq, a predicted model, not a curated record